AUGCGUCUGCUGAACACGUGUUUGUCUGACACCGGAGACUUCUUGAUCCAGGAGUUUUUCGACUAUGAAUUACCGCCGUACGCGAUUUUGUCACAUACCUGGGGCGAAGAGGAAGUCACUUAUCAGGAAAUCAACGCCGUCAGCGCGAAGGAGAAGAGCGGAUACAAGAAAAUCAUACAGUGCUGCUCGGUAGCAAGGGCAGACGGGUACAAGUACGUCUGGAUCGAUACAUGUUGCAUUGACAAGACCAGUAGCGCGGAGUUGUCGGAGGCAAUCAACUCCAUGUAUCGGUGGUACCAAACUUCUGAGCUAUGCUACGCCAUCCUUGCGGACGUACAAUCUGAAGAUGAAAUCGACAAGAGUAGAUGGCUUACCAGAGGCUGGACCCUUCAGGAGCUGAUUGCUCCAUCAAAGGUGGUAUUCCUGAAUGAGAGGUGGGAACUUCUGGGAGAUAGAGCAACUCUCCGGGACAGAUUAUCUGAGUACACUGGGAUUCCCGCCGGCAUUCUUUCCGGAGACGAGGAUCUCGAAACGUCUAGCGUCGCACAGAGGAUGUCGUGGGCUGCGAAACGACAGACGCGGAGAGUGGAAGACCGUGCUUAUUCCCUCAUGGGCAUAUUCAACGUCAACAUGCCGCUAAUCUACGGGGAGGGCGAGAAUGCGUUCAUUAGACUUCAGGAGGAAAUCAUGCGCAUUUCAGACGAUCAAAGUCUUUUCGCAUGGGCGUCUUCUGAUGAUCGCGGCGGGCUUCUCGCCACCUCUCCUGCCGCAUUUGUCUAUUCCCAUAACAUUGUGCGAUUCAAUCCGGUUGGCAGUCUCGAUAGCCCUUUCACUGUGAAUAGUAGGGGGGUGCAUUUAGAUAUUGUCUUCGCAGGAAUAUCAGGCGACGGCCUAGGUCUCGCAAUUCUUAACUGCAAGGAAAGAACCUGCACACAAGGAACCCAGCAAGACAAGGUAAUAGCCAUUUACUUGAGGGAUUUAGAUUUCACUAUGAGUGAAUUUAAGAGGGUUCAUAGCGGUUCUUUCCGACAUAUCGAUCUUGAAACCUCUCGACCGAUCCAAUAUCUUGUGAGAAGAAUUUGUGUCCGAGGUGGUCGCACGAUGCUCAUGCGCAAGCGAGUCGCCGCCAAACAAGACGACAUCUCCCCAGAAAAUAUCCAUCUUUAUGACGAGGUCAUACUGCCGACCCAUUACAUAGACCCAGCAGCAUUAUUUGUGGCCACGGAAGCAGGAAUUCAAGGUGAUGUAUGGUUGCUGUUGACUCGAAGUAAGGUCGGGAUAGAGGCAAAAAAUUUGCAUGGUCAAACACCUCUAUCAUUGGCCGCAGAGCAUGGACAGGAAGACAUUGUUCAUAUGCUUCUUCAGAGAGGCGCCUCGAUCGAGACCAGAAACUAUGACAGUCAGACACCGCUAUCAUUAGCUGCAGCGAAUGGGCACGGACGUAUUGUCCAGAUGCUUCUUGAGAGAGGCGCCGCAACUGAGCCUGAUAAUCCGAAUGUUCAGACACCACUAUCCUUAGCUGUAGAAAAUGGACAUGAAGACAUUGUUCAGAUGCUUCUAGAGAGAGGCGCUGAAAUUGAAACCAAGGAUCAGUGGGGCGAGAAUACACCGCUGGCACUGGCUGCAGCAAAGGGAUAUGGAGGCAUUGUUCAGAUGCUUCUAGAGAGAGGCGCUGAAAUUGAAACCAAGGAUUUGUUGGGCAAGAAAACACCGCUGGCACAGGCUGCGGCAAAGAGAUAUGGAUUCAUUUUCCAGAAACUCCGUAAGAGAGCAGGUGCAAAGGAAGCUAAUAGCCAGUGGCUUCAGAUACCAUUGCUCGAGGCUACACGGAAUGGGCAUAAAGAUAUUGCCAAAAUGCUUUAUGACGCCAAACUCAAGAAUAAACAUUCGAUGCUUCGGUGA
Messenger RNA from Aspergillus tubingensis, 1902 nucleotides. Its product is annotated as ankyrin repeat-containing protein. The transcript has a single exon. Gene Ontology annotation, molecular function: protein binding. NCBI's taxonomy places the organism in Eukaryota, Fungi, Ascomycota, Eurotiomycetes, Eurotiales, Aspergillaceae. Bases 1 to 1902 code for a protein of 633 amino acids. The record is from RefSeq and is a predicted model, not a curated record.